ACAUUGACGAAUGCAGUGAAGCUCAUGCCGUUAAAUUAAACAAAUGUCAUCCGAAUGCCUCUUGUAUUAAUACUAGGGGCUCAUACAACUGUCAUUGCAAUCCUACUUACACUGGAAAUGGUUUCAAAUGUACAGCCGACCCAUGUUAUCAUUAUCAAAGCUUGAGUGAUGCCACUAGAAAGAGCAGUUACAUAACACCCCAGUACCAAGAGGUUUGUGACGACCAACUCCCUGAGGAAAGGUAUCGUUUUGUGGGAGCUGCGGGAACAAAAAUGCCAACAGCACGUGUGCCCGCAUUUAGAUGCGGUACAUCCUGGUCAGGCUGGUUGGAUGGUGCUCAUCCUACAGUGGAAGAUGGUAAUGUCUCCAGGACGCCCCUGUACAAGAAAACAAGCAUGUAUUGGAUAUUCCGCCAAGUAAGAUUCCUCCUCUACGUCUCUGCCAUAAAGUCUAUCACAGCUAAUGAACAAUGCAGGACAGAAGUAAACAUACAAGGAAUGGCUCUCAAGUGCUAUGUCUUCAAAAGAUGGUCAGUGGCGGCUCCUCACCUCUGCGAUGUCAAAUGUGGACGAGAGAUCGCGUGCCAAAGCUAUAACUACAAUAGAAAAUAUCAAAUAUGUGAACUGAAUAACCGCACUAAGGAGGCGAGGCCAGAGAAUUUCCUUUCCACGCCCGGGUGGUUUUACAUCAGGCGAUUGAACGGCAGAGCCGAUCCGUGUGUUAUGUAUAAAAAACUGAGCGAUGCCAAUCGAAGAAGUAGCUACCCUACGCCCCCAUCUGGACCAGCGUUGUGUGAUGAUCAACUCCCUGAGGAAUGGUAUCGUUUUGUGAGAGCUGCAGGAACAAAAAUGCCAACAACACGUGUGCCAGCAUUCAGAUGUGCUCCUUUGGGUUCUAUUCCUGGGUUACCGGCGAUAUCCUGUCUCGAAAUAAAGGCAAGUGAAGGUAAAAACACCAUCAGCGGCAAGUACUGGCUGGAUCCAACAGGCACUGGGAAGGCAAUAUUGAUUAACUGUGAUAUGGCUAGCGGGGAUGUGGAUGAAUGUAAAUAUAUCAUUAGUGACUGCGAUGUGAAUGCAAACUGCGCUAACACGCAUGGUUCUUACAAAUGCACAUGUAAAGCUGGAUACAAUGGCGAUGGACGCUCAUGUUCAGAUGUCGAUGAAUGCAGCGAUAACAUUCAUGUUUGCGAUGUGAACGCAAUAUGCACUAACACCAAGGGCUCUCAUUACUGUACUUGUACGAAUGGAUACAUUGGGGAUGGACAAUCAUGUAAAGGUACCCGACUUUAG
Pocillopora verrucosa is the source of this 1292-nucleotide messenger RNA. Lineage: Eukaryota; Metazoa; Cnidaria; Anthozoa; Scleractinia; Pocilloporidae. The record is from RefSeq and is a predicted model, not a curated record.